UCCUUAAGAGUAAGAAGGGCGUGCUGAUUGGUCGGACUGCAAGCAUGCUGCUCAACCAGGGCUACAGGUUGCCUGCGCUGCCUGCCGCAAUUACACCUGUGCAGGGAUGGCUGGCAGUCGCAGAGGUCUUGCCCUCGUCGGGGUCUCUUAAGAAUGCUGCAUGUAGCCAGCAGGGAAGUUCUUAUGAUGGUUCGCAAAGGGCCACGGCUGUUGGACUUCACCAAAACCCCGUCUCAUCUGCAAUUCAACAAGUAUGUCCUGACGGGCUACCGCCCGGUGUCCACCGCUCAGGAGUGUCUGCGGAGCCUGUUCUACAUGCAUAAUGAGCUGGGCAACAUCUACACUCAUGGUAUUCCCUUCUUCCUCUUCCUGGUUCUCCUGCCCUUCAGCAUCCCUUGGAGAGAGGUGGACAGCGCCUGGAUCUGCGUGGUCCACUACUUGGCCUGCCUCAGCCCCACCGUGGGCUCGGUGGUCUACCACGUGUUCAUGAACCAUGUGGGAGGGGAGCUCGUGUACGACACCCUGCUCUCGCUCGACAUGUUUGGUGUGUGCUUGGUCAGCACUCUGGGGGCGCUCCCCAUCAUCCACAUCACGCUCCUGUGCUUCCCGACUGUGCAGCAGGCUGCCAUGCUGGUCUACAUCUUCCUGUCGGCCUACGGGAUCUACUGUGCCACCACGGCUCGCACCAACGUGCUGCGUUUGCAGGCUUUUGUGUGGCAGGCCUUGUUCCGCAUUAGCCUCUUCCUGUUUCGGGCGUACGGCGUUGGGGUGGGCAGCCCUAACUCUCUGCAUCUCUUUGCCAUCAUGGAAGCGCUGGCUGUCCUGGGUGGGCUGGUCAAUGUCAUCCAGGUACCGGAGCGUUUCAGCCCGGGGCUCUUUGACAACUGGGGGAAUAGCCACCAGAUCAUGCAUGUCAUGGUUGUUUGCGCCAUCAUUUACCUGCACUGGGGGACUCUAGAGGAUCUGACCUGGAUUAAAAACUACCAGUGUCCUACUCAGUAAAUCUCAUUUAUUUAGAAGUAAAUGGAUUAAUUGAGCUCAGUAUUAAAAGGCACUUUAGCACUGGUGAUUGAUACCAGACACCUAUUACUUGAAAUGUCAUCAAUGAAUAAUUGUAACAAAAAAAUGAAUGUUUAAAUAUGUAUAAAAAUAAAUUGUUAAAUCUUU
Molecule: messenger RNA, 1167 nt
Organism: Nerophis lumbriciformis (worm pipefish)
Lineage: Eukaryota; Metazoa; Chordata; Actinopteri; Syngnathiformes; Syngnathidae
Gene: paqr4b
Product: progestin and adipoQ receptor family member IVb
Cellular component (GO): membrane
Molecular function (GO): signaling receptor activity
Source: RefSeq, a predicted model, not a curated record